Messenger RNA from Sphaeroforma arctica JP610, 3747 nucleotides. RefSeq names its product TK protein kinase. Gene Ontology annotation, molecular function: protein binding; transmembrane receptor protein tyrosine kinase activity; ATP binding. NCBI's taxonomy places the organism in Eukaryota, Ichthyosporea, Ichthyophonida. The record is from RefSeq and is a predicted model, not a curated record. The transcript has 28 exons. Gene Ontology annotation, cellular component: signaling receptor complex. Gene Ontology annotation, biological process: multicellular organism development; positive regulation of kinase activity; cell surface receptor protein tyrosine kinase signaling pathway. Bases 1 to 3438 code for a protein of 1145 amino acids.
AUGCCGAAAAUCACAAUCAGUAACAUGACGUUCGUUGGGAACCAAGCGUGGUUUGGAGGUGGGAUGUCUGCGAACAGUGCCGAUAUAGCCCACACGCUCUUUGCCAAAAAUGGGGCAUUGCUGGACGGUGGAGCAUUGAAUCUGAUGCAGAGUGUGUCUCUGAGCGUUCUGAACAAUGUCAGCGUGCACACCAACAGUGCGGGACGAGAAGGUGGGGGUGUCUACGCCCAGGGCUAUCUUGCGCUCAUAAGUUGUCGUAUCAUUGGCAAUAUGGCGAAGGUGAAAGGCGGCGGUGUGUGGGCUGGAGCUCAGUUUCUCAUGGUGAAUUCCGAGCUACUGUGCAACGAAGCAACGAACGGGGGAGCCCUCUCGGUCAAGCAGUUCAUAGACGCCAUCGGACUAGAAAUCGAAACUGAAGAAGUGCGGCAACAGAUACCAAAGGCCCAGAAUGUCACUGAUGAAUUACAGCCGUAUCUUGAUAAAUACACCGCCGCGGAUGGGAUCACAAACACUUCGUCCACUUGGGAGGCAGUCUGGAGACCUUCCUCAAAUGACAUAGCAUCUAUUUUACCAGAACUCCUGACCGGGAAAGUCACGCUGAAGUCGUGGUUCGGUAAUGUGGUGUUCAACAACGAUGCCGUAGAGCAGUGUGAUUCUCUGGUAAGCUCAUGGGAUGCUGGCUGCCUGGACAGCCUCGUCGCCUUCGAUUCGUGUUACUGCCAUGAACAGAUAGUCGCGAGUACGGAUCCGCACACUAGCUACUCACAGCAGUUGCUGGUGACGCCGUUCUCGUGUCACCACAAAUGCGAGGAAGGCACAUUUGCCGAUAAAUUUUUGGAUACGUGCCACAAGUGCGGCACUUGCGGCAAUGGAUCUAUCAUUCAAGAAUGCACCACUGAAGCUGACACUGUGUGCGAGUGUCCCGCCGGAUACGUAGGCAACGAGUGUCAGCAUGAAUGCUUUAAGCAGCCCAUGUGUAUAGAGAGCAGCACGGAAUGUCAUCUGUACGGUAUGUUCAGCGGAGAGUGUGUUCUUCUCCUGCGCAUGCGCGUGAGAUUAUUACGGAUGUCUGAUAUGAUUAUUACGGAUGUCUGGGAUGAUUCCUUCGUUGAGGAUGGCUUGUGUCAACUCUGUUCGACAUGUUCGAGUCUUUCAGUACAGGCGGCUGAUGAGAAACCAGGCGCGUUGACUUGUGAAAUCGAUGGCGCAUCGUGCGAGACCGUACUGACUGCUAGCACUAAGCGAAAUCCCCCCAGCGGGCGUGUUGUGAAAGAGUGCACCCAGUAUUCAGAUGCCACGUGCCUAUGUGUCGAUGGCUUCACAGGAGUGCAAUGUACAAACAGGUGCUCGUAUCCUCCUGGAGCAGCGUCCCUGGAAGAUCCAUACAACAUCCUGCGAUGUAAAUGGAAUAGAACCGACACCGCUUGGGGAGUUUCAGCCCAAUCGUGCUACGAUGGUUUCUACAUAGAUCUGGUAUCCGAUGAUGGAGAGACCUACUACUUCCUCCAGUGCAUUCCCUGGACAAUAUGCAAACCGGGAGAAAUACAAUCCGUCUUGCCUGACCAUUAUACGGACCGGGACUGCUCGGCACAACUCAACGUCACGUUCUACUUUGCCGACGGCUGGCCUCCACUCAAUGAGAGCGAAAUCUCCCAACUCAGCAAAACCUGGUUUGGAACCAGUCAAGUACCGUUUAUCCUUGCGGACAUUAGCGAUCAACCAACGGCGUUUCGGCGGCAGUCCGAUGGAUCGAAUUUGACCGGCACCUACCAGAAUUUUAUCAUGCCCAUUGAGGGCCAAAAGGAAAUCAUGCAAACGAGAGCAAAGGAACCCGAGAUGUUUCUCGACAGGGGAAUCUAUUUGUUAAUGGUCAACGGCGAACAUUUUGUGGUUGAGUAUAUUGAAGGCUUCCAACUCAGCGCAGGGGCCAUUGCCGGUAUAGCCGUGGGCUGUGUGUCUGUUGUGGCGCUGGUAGCCCUGCUCUUCUGGUUUCUUUACAAACGACAUCGGCGAAUCGAAAGCAGGAUGCAGGAGAAAAUGAACAACAUCGCCAAAACACUCUUCAAAAGGGGUGGCUCUGUUAGUAGCGAGGCAGUUUUGCGAGAAAUGCAGAAGUCGGCCAAACCAAUCGAUCGUGACAGCUUCACCAUCCUGGAGUGUAUCGGUUCGGGUCAAUUCGGCACAGUCAACAAGGGCGUAGUUUUCCUCGAGAAUCAAUCAUCAAUAUGCGCCAUUAAGGUUACCAAAAUGGAUUCGGGUGAUGACAUAUUGAAAGAAGCAGGAAUUAUGCAAAGUUUUACGCAUGCCAAUGUGGUUAGAGCAUUCGGCCUGUGCUCGGACAGUGGCGACAUUUUUCUCUUGCUGGAGUUCUGUGAUUUGGGUGACGCACAACACCAUCUGGCGUCACUUUCACAGUCCGAUCCGGUCCCUAUGCGAAUCAAAAUCAUGAUUCUCGAGCAGGUCGCCUGCGGUAUGAAGUACUUGGAUGACAUGAAAAUAGUACAUCGCGAUAUAGCGGCUCGAAAUGUGCUGCUACAGACACCCAACUCACACAACAGUGUGGUUCGAUAUAAAGUAUGCAUUGCGUACUUUCUUCACAAUGCAUUUCUUUGCAGACCGCCGCGAGCGAAGGUGUCCGAUUUGGGACUCGCGCGAGAACUGGACGAACAUUCGCAGUACACAAAAACAUCACAAAGUGCACAGCUACCUGUCAGGUGGAUGGCUCCGGAGAACAUCAUGGACUUCAAGGCAAACCAGGCCACUGAUGUCUGGGCCUUUGGCAUCACCGCUUGGGAGAUUCUAUCCAAUGGGAUGAUGCCAUUUGAAAGCUUGAAGAACAAGGAGGUGAUAGUGCUCUUGACCAAUCCAAAUUUAAACAUCAGCACCUAUCUGAUGAAGCAAGAUCACUGGAGCGACGACAUUUAUAGGAUAAUAUUAGAUUGCACCGCUUUUGAACCGGACGAUAGGCCGUCAUUUGAUAUGCUCAUAAAUGAUUUUACGAGGAUCGUGAGAAAUUUGGGCCGCUUGACUGUCGAUGAAAAGAACGACCUUAUGACCUACAACGAGAAUAUAAAGUGCAAGUUCACAUGGAUGAUGGGAGAUGGCGAUGUCAAUGCCUUAGUACAUGCGACAACCAAGAGAAUGAUUGCACAGAGGAAUUCGAUCGACAAUACAGUCUAUACCGAGCUACAACAGCCAGUAUCGAGACCGGACAGCACAGCCGAGGAAUGUGAGAGACUACCUUCUCAUUAUAGCCUUGGUGUAGAGAAUGAUCAAGAAUCAACACAACGCCUCGGUAGUUCGGCGAACCUGUUUGAUUAUAGACCGUUAAGGAGCACUCCAAGCAGUCACAGUUCCGAUGUGAUCUAUAACGAGGAGGCAUCAUCAGCUCGGGUGGUGAACCCUUAUUUGGACUUGAAUGCGAAAUCAAAUGAUUGACGCAUCGGUUAACUCAUCAAAUAGCGAAUGGACAAGAUUCGCAUCUAGACUAAAUUAGAAAAUCUAAAUUGAGUGGAGCUGGCAGUUUGUGGAUUGCACUGUGUGCCUUGCAGCAUUAAACCAAUAGAUAAAAUGUCAGCAUUUUGAUACCAUCUUACAUGCUGAUCGACUCUCGCCAAAAAUUAUAAUUGCACAGAGGUGUGUUCCGGAAUAAUUACACGUAAUGCUGUAUGUCCGUUAUAUCACCCAGUAAAUGAUUAGCCCCUGAAACGUCACAGCCAAAUCGGGCAUAGUUUGACUUAAACCGAA